Nerophis lumbriciformis (worm pipefish) is the source of this 796-nucleotide messenger RNA. Its product is annotated as thiol S-methyltransferase TMT1A-like. NCBI's taxonomy places the organism in Eukaryota, Metazoa, Chordata, Actinopteri, Syngnathiformes, Syngnathidae. The record is from RefSeq and is a predicted model, not a curated record. Gene Ontology annotation, molecular function: S-adenosylmethionine-dependent methyltransferase activity.
CUCGACGCAUGCGCCGAUGCAUCGGUGUUGCCGGACCCAUCACUGCUAAAGAGGAUUGUCAGAAAUGACUUCUUGGCUUCUGAAGACUUGCAGGCUGCUUUGCUUGUGCGUCACUUUACCUUUGCGCCUCCUGGAUGUGUUGGGUUUACGCGCGGCGUACAAACGUCUCUUCCCCCGGCUCAUGUACAACAUGACGUUCCGGUACAACGACUUAAUGCACAGCGAGAAGAGACAACUCUUCAGGAACGUCAACACGUUUGCCAACCGCGACGGAACGCUUCGCCUGCUUGAGAUCGGCUGUGGCAGCGGCGCCAACUUCCAGUUUUACCCGUAUGGUUGCACCGUGCUCUGCGCCGACCCCAACCCGCACUUUGACACCUACCUGCGGAGGAGCAUGGACGCCAACAAGCACCUGACCUACGAGGCCUUCCUGGUGCUCCCUGCAGAGGACAUGAGGGAGGUGGAGGACGCGUCUGUGGACGUCGUGGUGUGCACGUUGGUGCUGUGUUCUGUCCAGGACGUCAAGAAGGUUCUGCAGGAAGUUCGGCGUGUGCUGAAAACAGGUGGAGCUUUCUACUUCAUGGAACAUGUGGUGUCAAGUCCCUCCACCUGGACACAUUUCCUGCAACACACACUUGAGCCUUUGUGGCUCUAUAUUGUAGAUGGAUGCAUCAUUACGAGAGCGACAUGGAAAGAUCUGGAGUCAGCUGGCUUUUCUCAAGUCAACAUUAAACACUUGGAGGCUCCAAUCUCUCCAGUGAUACGACCACAUAUCCAGGGAUAUUGCAUUAAAUAA